CUGAAGUAUCCGGGCAGAUGGGCCAUCUAGACAACGCUAAAUUGACACGUAUGGUACCGUCCACGUACUACAUGGGUGCAGGAAAUGGUUUACCUCAUACAAAAUGAUCUGGAUGUGUCUAAAGCCAUGGAUAGAAAUAUGGAAGAGAGAUUCAGUUAUUUUGAAUUUCCAUACCCUGGACUCAAAACAAUAAGUCAGGAAAAGCCACCAAGAUUCAUUAAAUCUCACCUUCCAUGUCAUUUACUGCCAAAAAGUAUGACCACUUCAAAAUGCAAGAAAAUAUAUGUAGUCAGGAAUCCCAGGGAUGUAACAGUGUCUUAUUACCAUUUCAUAAGAAUGAUCAAUGAAAUUAAAUACAGAGGCAAUUUCAGGGGAUUUUUUGAGAGAUUUAGGCUAGGCAUGGUUGCUUAUGGGCCAUGGUGGGAUCAUGUGAAAGGCUAUUGGGAGCAUAGGGAUGAUGAAAACAUGUUAUUUCUGAAGUAUGAGGACUUGCAAAAAGAUCCUUAUGGGGGAGUAAAGAAAAUUGCAAAAUUCCUGGGAAAAGACCUAAACGAAAAGGAAGUAUACAAUGUGGCAGUAUACUGUAGUUUCUUUUGCAUGAAGGACAAUCCAGCCUCAAACUAUUCUUGGUGGGAUACUUUUGGUUUAAGAGAUAAGAAAGAGGCAAAAUUCCUACGAAAAGGGAUAGUUGGUGACUGGAAAAACUACUUCACAAAUGACAUGUGUCACAAAAUGGACCAGGUAGUGGAUGAAAAAUUGGCAGGAACGGGUCUGACAUUUGAAUACGAGAUACCAAAACGUUGAUUAUGUGACAAAAUGAAUGCAAGCCUCUUAGAAACCCAUCUCUCAGCAAAAUUUCUAAAACAGUGUUUUGUGCCAAUUACUGUACUUUGUAUGAUUUCUCUAUGGUUGACAUGUCCUAAAUAAAGGUGGCAUUUUUUGUUCCUACUCUGAUCUUUCUGUUUUAUAUCUGCCUGUACUUGCACUGAAACUUUAAUUUUUAUUGUGUCAUGAACAUGCUGCGUUUGCUCAAUCUUGACUCUCUGCUUGUUUACUGGGCACAUUAUAACGUCACAUGCACCCCGACUUACCCCUCCUUCCUACCGGUACAUUGUUUCCUAAGAUAAAUCUUGAUUGGAUAAAACUUUUUAAUUAUUCAGGGAUAAUCGGAUGAACUAGUAGCGUACUGGCAAUUUCUCUCAGCCGUAAUAUGAUAAGUGGGUUCGAUACUUUAUAAAGGCCUAUAUUUGGCAAAAUGACGUUUCUCCCAUUACUUUUACGUGAAAUGCACACCAUAAUAUAAGCGCAAU
Messenger RNA from Lingula anatina, 1310 nucleotides. Its product is annotated as sulfotransferase 1B1. Gene Ontology annotation, molecular function: sulfotransferase activity. NCBI's taxonomy places the organism in Eukaryota, Metazoa, Brachiopoda, Lingulata, Lingulida, Lingulidae. The record is from RefSeq and is a predicted model, not a curated record.